Sphaerodactylus townsendi is the source of this 1654-nucleotide messenger RNA. RefSeq names its product serpin B3-like. The record is from RefSeq and is a predicted model, not a curated record. Gene Ontology annotation, molecular function: serine-type endopeptidase inhibitor activity. NCBI's taxonomy places the organism in Eukaryota, Metazoa, Chordata, Lepidosauria, Squamata, Sphaerodactylidae. Bases 1 to 1425 code for a protein of 474 amino acids. The transcript is spliced from 9 exons. Gene Ontology annotation, biological process: negative regulation of endopeptidase activity.
AUGUUGGACCGCAAAGUUAUUAACCCUUAUUAUGUCAGUCCUUUGGUCUUGGCACAUAUGGGGUUGGAACAGCGCUCGGAUUUCACAAUGUCUCUGACCAUCUCUGAAACAAAUGCAAAGUUUGCCCUUGACUUCUUCCGUCUGCUGAGCAGAGCGCACCAGUAUGAAAAUCUCCUGUGUUCUCCUAUAAACCUCAUAACGUCCCUGGGCCUGCUCCUUUAUGGGACUAAAUCAGAUACGGCAGCUGAAAUAGAAAAGAUACUUCACCUGGAUGAACUUGCAGAGUCUGAACUCUUAGAGUAUUUGGAAGAAACACAAAGCUCUGACCCCUCGGGAAACAAAGUGUCUCACUCUGACAGCGAUAAAGCCAGGGUCCCUUCUGGAUCUAAAGAACGUAAGGAAGCAAGUCCACAUUCUAGUCCUUCAGACAACAAGCAGACUCCAUGGUGUCCACCUUGUGAACAGGUGCCUGAUUAUGUAUGCGACAAACCAGAAGGUGUUCACAGCGUGAUGAACAAAAUCCUUACGGAACUCAACCAGCCCAGCACUGACUAUGAGCUCAGCAUUGCCAACCGGCUUUUUGCAGACGAGUCUAUUUUUUUCUUCCAGAAAUUCCUGUACUGUGCUCUGAAAUUGUAUCUGAUUGAGGUGGACAGAGUUGACAUUCAUAAUGCUCCAAAAGAUAUCCGGAAGCUGAUAAACCUGUGGGUGGAAAUGAGGACGUAUGGUAAAAUAAAAAAUCUACUUCACGAGGACAGCUUUAACAAUGAAGCCGCUAUGCUGCUAGUGAAUGGCCUCUACUUCAAAGGGCAAUGGGAAGUGCAAUUUGACAAAGAACUCACCAAAGAAGCACCGUUUUACUUCAACGAGGUGAAAUCUAAAAAUGUACAGAUGAUGUGCCGGAAAGGCCAAUACAACAUAGGCAAGCUUAAGGGAUCUGAGGUGCAAAUACUUGAGAUCCCCUACAAGAAUAAGACACUAAGUUUGUUCAUAAUGCUACCUAAGGACAGCAAGAUUGAGUCUCUUCAGCAGCUAGAAGACGAACUGACCCAUGUGAAACUUUUGAACUUGGCCUCCACUCUGAAGCCUGAAGAAGUGCGAGUGGUUAUCCCCAAACUCAGCAUCGAGAAAAGGAUUGAAGCCAAUACGUAUUUCCUGGCUCAUCUGACAGAUCCCAAAAAAGCUGACAUGUCUGGAGCAACCAGCACUGAAGGUGCGGUUCUCACUCACCUUUUCCACGAUGCUUUUCUGGAGAUUGAUGAAGAGGGUGGUCAGGAACCAGAGGAGCCUCAGCCUGCCAAGGGCAGGCACCUAUCACGACGUCAACCUGUUGAUUUUGUGGCCAAUCGUCCUUUUAUAUACUAUGUUAUGCACAAUAACACACAAAGCCUUCUUGCCCUUGGUCAAUUUACUAUACCAGAAUAAAGGAACGUUUCUGAUGAACAGGACCGGAGAUCUUUAGCCCCCAGUGUGAGUGGGGAAAAAGCCUACAGAAUUGACUAUAUGGUUAUUGGAUUAGAUUUUCCCACAACUGUGUUCUGGCGCCUUUGAGAAUAUUUUGGAAAUGCACUUCAUACUGAUCCUUUGAUGCCGCUUCACAUACCACUACAGUGAGCAGGAGGAAACAGGCAGGGGAGCCACAGUGCAAUAUGGU